Molecule: messenger RNA, 5164 nt
Organism: Thrips palmi
Lineage: Eukaryota; Metazoa; Arthropoda; Insecta; Thysanoptera; Thripidae
Gene: Nup154
Product: nuclear pore complex protein Nup155
Biological process (GO): transcription-dependent tethering of RNA polymerase II gene DNA at nuclear periphery; RNA export from nucleus; protein localization to nuclear inner membrane
Cellular component (GO): nuclear pore inner ring; nuclear pore
Molecular function (GO): structural constituent of nuclear pore
Source: RefSeq, a predicted model, not a curated record
GUUUUUUCCGUGAAAAAUAGCGCUGUGCGCUGUGCGCGCUUCUUGCUGUGGAAACAAAACCUGUUGGGAGCGCGGCUUUCCUAUAUCAUAGUUUUCUUUUAUUAAAACAGCACAUAAUUAAAUGUCCAGAUGAAAUAGAAACAUUCGUUCCAUUUUAUUUGUACUCGAUUCAAAAUGAAUUUGACGGGGAGCGUGAUGGACCGCACCGGUCAACUAGACCAAUAUCGAACUUACAUUGACUCCCUGGAUAUUGCAGGGAAAAUGAUAGAACUGCAAAUCAACAAAGACAACAACUUUCCGACACUUGUCAGCAUGAUGCGAUUGUCUGCUGAAAGUGGGGCAACAGUAAGUGGAAUGAAUGACAGUGACUAUCCUUGUCUGAACAAUCUAUCUGGUGGUCUGGCAGAUUUGAAGCAAUUACGAAGUCAGUUUCAAUUUCCUCUCCCUCGGGAAGUUAUGGAACAUUUUGGUCACAUGCAAUGCCAUUGCAUGAUGGGACUGUUCACGGAUAUUCAUCGAGCCUGGCUUACAAUUGACAGUGACAUUUAUGUGUGGACAUAUGAGCAUGGGUCUGAUGUUGCAUAUUAUGAUGCUUUAGGAGAAACAAUUUUAUGUGUUGGUUUAAUUCGUCCAAAGGCUGGAGUUUUUAAGAGCUUCAUUCGAUAUCUUCUUAUUCUUGCAACAACUAUAGACAUAGUAAUCCUAGGAGUAACAUUCUCAUCCACAGCUGAUGGCCAGCAUGAGGAAAUGCAUGUAAUAUUAGAGCCUGUAUUCAGCGUACCAACGGAUGGCGUCAUUGCCACCACCAUUGUAGGAACUGAUUCAGGGCGAAUUUUUAUUGGAGGCCGUGAUGGUAAUUUGUAUGAAAUUGUAUAUCAGGCUGAGGGUGGAUGGUUCAGCAAAAGAUGUCGGAAAGUGAAUCAUUCUGUUGGGACCCUUUCCUACAUUAUGCCCUCGUUUUUGAGUGCAGCAUUUGCUGAGGAGGAUGCUAUCUCUCAAAUUGUUAUUGAUAGCAGCCGCCAUAUUUUGUACACAUUAUCAAACAAGGGUACUAUUGCUGUGUUUGAUAUGGGUGCAGAUGGGCAAUCAAUGAGCCGCACUACAGCCAUGUCUCAGGCAUCUAUUGUGCAGCAUGCUAUUAAAAUUGUCAACAAAACUCUUGAUAGCAACAACUUCCGACCUAUUGUCAGUAUUUCAGUCAUUGAAUCUAAGGAGUCAACCCAUUUAAAUGUAGUGGGUGUAACUCACGGUGCAAGGCUAUACUUCACCACUGGAUGUGUAAGCAGAGCAGUAAGACCAUACACCCUUAACCUGCUUCAUGUUCGGCUACCACCGGGUUAUGCUGCCAAUGCUCCAUCUCACCGACCAGCAAAAGUUCACAUGGCUACCUAUAAUAAAGGCAAUACCAUUCUUAUUACCUCAGAGGGUGGGGAAUCUGACACUUUGUGGUGCCUAAGCAGUGAUCCAUAUCCAUUCCACCCUUAUCUUGUGGAGGUACAAACAGUUCUCAAUCUCCAUGGGCGUGUCUGGGCUUUGGCUGAAAUUGGUGGACAACUUCCAAUUGGUCCUGUGGCAAACAGUCAAGCAAUUUCAGAAAAGGAUUCUUCAUCUCAAGCGCACCCAGACACAAGUCUGGAUCAGCCAGACCCACCUCUUGUUGUCCGUCAGCACAUUGAGCCUCCUCGGAAAUAUGUUGUUCUCACGCCACAGGGUACAGAAAUUUUCAACAAGUUGAGACCAGUUGACAUACUACGUCAAAUAAUGACUGAGAGAGGAGGGCCAGAAAAUGAUGCCGUGAAAACCUUCUUUGAAGUUCAAACAGAGGAACAGGCAUGUGCUACAUGUCUCAUACUUGCUUGCCUGGAGAGCACUCAAAAUGCUCAACUUGCUGAGUGGGCUACAAGAGCCUUCUUUUUGUAUGGAGGGGAGCCAAGGACAGGAGUCCCUGUUCGCGCCAAUCUUGCUGCCUCACCCUUCCCUUACUCUGUAGGAGGCAACUUUAACCCCAACAUUGUUUCAACUCCUGUUGCAUCCCAUGGGCAUGCAGGCCAUGCCGCCCAUUCCUCCAUUGCUGCAGCAUCUAUGGGCAUGAGCCACCAAGGAGCUGUUGAAGGCCACUUGGUGACAUACUCUGCCAAGCACAAUGGACUGUACCUUUAUGUCAGUAGAAUCUUGCGACCUUUAUGGAGCCAGAAAGUAACUCAACUCAUAACAGCUGAUAACAGAAAGAACUUCUUAGUGAGUGCUGUAUCCGGAGAGGACUGUGUUUGGGUUUUGAGUCAUCUGCAUGCUCUUAGAGCCUUCCUUGAGAGGAACACACAACUUGCUAUGCUUAAUAGCUCCAGCAGCCAGCUUCAAACUUCUCUUUCUCUGAGCCGCCAUGUUGAUCCUUUAGAAACUCCAGGACCAAACCGAACUGCUGUCCCUCACACAGCACUUCAAGAAGCUCAACUUGAGGAAAAGCGAUCAUUGGAUGCUCUCAAGACUUUCCUUUCACACACCUGUGAGGUUCUUGGAUUAUGGAAGGUUCUGUCUGAUCAUCAGUUCCACAACUUGGCUCAAGGACUAGCCCCUGAAGACCAGAAGCACUUAUCAGUUAUGACUUUCCGUGAUUUAAUCCUUGUGGGACAACCUCUGUGCUCUGCUCUGAUUACCAGCCUCAUUAAUAGCUAUUUAAGUGACAAUGCCUCUGUUGACUCUGUCAGUGCAAAGUUGCGUGAGAUUUGCCCCAAGUUGUAUAGGAAUGAAGAUGCAGCUUGUAAUAAGGCAAAUGAAAUGCUUAUGAAAGCAAAAUCUGAAGCCAACAUCGAUGAGAAAGAAAGACUGUUGCAAAGAGCUCUACAGCUAUGCAAAGAGGUUGCUCCCAACCUUAAUCUGGCAGCUGCAUGCUCAAAAUUCUACUCAGCACAGUGGUAUGAUGGAGUCCUCCAGUUGUGUACGGCAUUUGCUACCAAACUGGAUCCUAAAGAUGUUGCUGUUCACUACUAUAGAAAUGGAGAGCCUAACGAAGAUACUGAAGGCUGCCAGGCUUUCAUGCACAGGAUGGAUGCAUACAAGGAAUUAGUUGGUGUACUAGAUCAACUGUAUGGGCAAUCAAGAAGCCACAACACUAGUGUUGUCCCAGUGUCGCCUGGACCUCCUGUAUUGCGUGACUCUGUUCCAUCUGCACCCACUGACUCUCAAGCUCAAGCCAAGAGACUUAUUGAUCUAGCCCUGCGAUGUGAGGAUGAACUGUGCCAUGUUGCCAUUUAUGAGUGGAUGCUGCGCCGCGGACUUGAAGGCGAUCUACUGGCAGGGAGCAACACAUACCGUGGCCUUGAAGCUUUUCUCACUCGGGCUGCAAGAUCUCGCCCAGAUUCCAUUGAAGUCAAUGACUUGCUCUGGAAGUUCCAUGAAAGAAAUGGCAACCAUGCUGCAGCUGCUAAAAUCCUUUAUCAACUGGCUAGCAAACCAAGGACACUUAUUCAUCUCAAACAGAGGGUGGAUUAUUUAGCUCAUGCUAUAAUGUGCAUGAGAAGUGACAAAGUGGGAGCAGCUCCAAAUCUUGGAGUGUUCUUGCGAGAACUGGAGGAUCAAAUGGAGGUUGCUCGAAUUCAGCAAAAGAUUUUGGAUGCUGUUUCAAAUCUUCGUUCUCAACAUCCGCAACCUGAUGCUGUUGAAACUGCCAUUGUGAGAUUGAACAGUAACCUUUAUGAUAUGACUCAGCUGUAUCAAGACUAUGCAGAACCAUUUGACCUUUGGGAGUGCAAGCUAGCCAUUAUCCAUGUAUCUGGUUACACGGACCCCACUCUCAUUGAAAACAUUUGGCUGAAUAUUAUUAAGUCUGAGAUGAACCGGCGCAACACACAAGAUCGAAUAUCUGCAUUGAUGGACAAAGUGAAAACAUUGGGACGAGAAUAUUCACUGGCUUCAAGAUCUUUCCCCAUUGCUCUUCUUGUCAAAGCUCUUGAGGUUGAAGUGUGUUCUGCUAAAGCUGACCCAUCCAUUGUGUAUACCACAAUGCUAUCCACCGGUGUUCCUCUACCAACUCUGUUAGAUGUUUAUGAAAAAAUGAUUGCUGCUAACGAUAGAUGUUUCUUAGAAAAGGGCAAUGACUUCCACCUUAUUCAAGCUGUCAGCAACAUGGUGAAUACCUUCACAAAUACACCCACUAUGGUCCCAGUGACCGAAAGACGGGCUAUUGUAGCUAAGUCAGGUGAUGUUAUCUCCAUAUGCCUCAACACCCUUUAUAGUAAACCUGGACAACAAGACUUAAUUGAAAAAUUAAGAGGAAUUCAGGCUAAGUUGAAUCGUCUUGGGGGAAUGUAAUAAAUUCAAACUAGUUACUUAAAACUUUUAAGAACAUUUUUCUACAAAAUGAAUGGUUGAUCAGUGGUCUAGUGUGGGUUGUAUCUGUAGCCAUCUUUAUUGUGAUAUACUGGUGUGAAUUUUCAGUUUCUGAUUUAAUCUUGCUUAUUUUCAAUAUUCACUCAAUGAACUAUGGCUUUUUUUUGUACUUCUUAUUAAGAUUAGGAUAAUUACUUAAUGUGUAUAGAUUAGUAUUUGUAUUAUUUAGGUGUUUUCAUACUGCCUUGUCAUGAACAUGUGUUCAUGAAAAUCAUGUUUAGUAACAUUAAUGUGAAACUGACUUAAAACAGUACACUUUUCUGUAAUUUAAUUGGGAAUGAUGGUUUUUAAGUAUGGGGGUACUAGAGCCCUACAUGCCUCUUGGGCCUAGGAGUCUAGGGGGUACCUAAUACAGGUGUAUUGGGAGCAACCCAAGUUCCGCACAGUCUUUCUUGCUGAUUAAUUCUGCUCUCGACCUUUGUUUGGUAUUCCACACCACUUAGGACUAAAGCACUCAGGAAAGUGGUGAAGAAAACAAUAACUCAGUCUGUAAAAGCCUUUCUUAUUGUUGUCAUCUGUUCAUUUCUGUUUGAUAUGUGUGUAUAUUGAGAAUUCUUUUGAGCCUGGUUUGUAAGUUUUUAAAAUCAAUUUUUAUUUUGGAUCUUGUAUAUAUUUUGGUUCUUUCAGAACCUAUGAGAACUUGAUACAAAUCUAUCCAUCACUUCUCCCAUUUUUAAGUUAUAGGUGAAAAUAACAAUUGUAAAAUAUGACAUGGUGUAUCUGAACUGCCUGCCUUUCUACAGCCGCUAGUAUAAUAAAAUAAAACAAUUUAAACCUC